AUGACUACGACUACUAUCCUCUCAGUCUUGUCAAUCUUGUUUUUGGUCUCGGUUUCGGCCUCCAACAACCCAUCGUUGUUGCAUUCUCUCAAAGUACCAAGCCUGUCCCACCUCUCCUCCUUCCAAGAUGAUCUUUCAUACUCUUUGUAUCAUACCACUUGUCCAGACGUCGAAGGCCUCAUCUACAGGAAAGUCAAGGAAUGGGUGAACAAAGACCCCACGCUCGCUGCUAGUCUUAUUAGGCUACAUUUCCACGAUUGCUCUGUCAGGGGAUGUGAUGCCUCCAUCCUCUUAGACCAUAAUGGAAGUGAAAGGUCGGCCAAUGCAAGCAAGUCGUUAAGAGGGUUCCAUCUCAUCAAUGACAUUAAAAAGGCUCUUGAAAAGAAAUGCCCUAAAACUGUCUCAUGUGCUGACAUCUUGACCACCGUGGCUAGAGAUGCCACUGUUUUAGCCGGUGGACCUUUCUGGAUGAUCCCUUUUGGAAGGAAGGAUGGUCGAGUUUCCCUUGCCAACGAAGCUGCGAUGGUCCCUAUGGGUCGUGAAACCAUUACCAACCUUAUCCAGUUUUUUCAGUCCAAGGGACUCAACGUUCUCGACUUGGUUGUCCUCUCAGGUGCGCAUACGAUAGGAAGGAGUACAUGUGAGUCGGUGCAAUACAGGCUAUACGACUACAAAGGAACAAAGAAACCCGACCCAUCUAUCGAUCCUCAAUACUUGAACUACUUGAGGAGGAAAUGUCGAUGGGCGUCCGAGAAUGUGUAUCUUGACGCAACGACACCGAAAAAGUUUGACACACAAUACUAUCAGAAUCUUAAGAAGAAGAUGGGGCUCUUGUCAACAGACCAAUUGCUGUAUGUGGAUUCAAGGACGAGACCCAUUGCAGAUGCUUUGUCUUUCGAGUCCUCACUCUUCUCCAACCAAUUCAGUGUCUCCAUGGUGAAGCUUGCGAAUAUUCUUGAUGCUAAAUCCCAAGAUAACGGUGAAAUUCGUGUCAACUGCAAUCGUGUCAACUAUUGACGUUUCUUCAAGUAGCCGAUGCCUUACUUAUUGCUCGUUUUUCAUUUUUCGUGUGUGCCCGGUUUUAAACACCACGAAUCGAUACUUAAUCUCUAAUUUCGAAUUGCAAACUGGAAUGUGUUGAGUUGUGAUUUUGUUUAUCAAUUAUUUCAGUGAUAUAAUGACGUAUGGAUGUUGUAUAAAAUAUUUUUGCUUCGUGAACCUCAUCACCACCAAAGUGAAGUACAUUUGAAAC
Molecule: messenger RNA, 1252 nt
Organism: Cynara cardunculus var. scolymus (artichoke)
Lineage: Eukaryota; Viridiplantae; Streptophyta; Magnoliopsida; Asterales; Asteraceae
Product: peroxidase 7-like
Exons: 3
Coding region: 1-1017 (338 amino acids)
Biological process (GO): hydrogen peroxide catabolic process; response to oxidative stress
Cellular component (GO): plasmodesma; plant-type cell wall
Molecular function (GO): heme binding; peroxidase activity
Source: RefSeq, a predicted model, not a curated record